AUGGAGGCGCUACCCAGGAGACAGGCCAAGUACAUCAAGGAAGACGUGGAGGAAGGCCGUAGGAGGGAGAGUUUGAACAUGAGUUUGGACCACAAGUCUCAGAUUUUCCAGAAUUUAAACGGAGCAAUCGACGAAGUUCUUCUGAAGUUUGGAACGGAGAGAGUACGAGUCAGAAACACCGUGUACGACACACUGCCAGUGGUCGUCCAUGGAAACGCCAACACCAAAGAGUAUCCCACUGUGAUGGUUGGAGUGUUCAUCGAACAGCCCACUCCUUUCCUCUCUCAAUUCUUCCAGAGACUUGUGACCCUCGACUACCCCAAACAUAAACUUAACGUCUUCGUUCAUAACAAUGAGGUUUACCAUGAGAGACACAUCCAGAAGUUUUGGGAGGAAAAUAAAGACGUGUUCAAAAGCUUCAAGGUUGUGGGUCCGGAGGAGAACUUGAGCCAAGGAGAGGCCAGGAACAUGGGCAUGGGGCUGUGUCGUAAAGACCCCAGGUGUGACUACUAUCUCAGUAUGGACGCUGACGUGAUGCUCACCCACAGACAGACCCUGAAGAUCCUCAUCGAGCAGAAACAGAAAAUAAUUGGUCCUCUUGUCACUCGUCACGGCAAGUUGUGGUCCAACUUCUGGGGAGCGUUGAGUCUGGACGGAUACUACGCGCGUUCUGAAGACUACAUCGACAUCGUGCAGAGCAAGCGUGUGGGCGUAUGGAACAUUCCCUACAUGGCUCAUAUAUACUUGAUAAAGGGAGAAGUCCUGAGAAACGAGCUGAAGGAGAGGAAACAUUUUGUUUUGGAGAAACUGGAUCCUGACAUGGCUCUCUGUAAACAUGCUAGAGAAUUGGUAAGACCGCUCUUGGGCUGUUCUCCACAGGGCUAUGCAUUGAUGAACUUUGUAGUGAAGUACACCCCUGGCAGGCAGUCUUACCUGAGACCACAUCAUGACUCCUCCACAUUCACCAUCAACGUUGCUCUCAACAGCAAAGGAACUGACUUCCAGGGUGGUGGCUGUCGGUUCCACAGGUAUAACUGCUCACUAGAUUCUCCCAGGAAGGGCUGGAGCUUCAUGCACCCAGGCCGUCUGACACACCUUCAUGAAGGCCUGCCCACCACCAACGGAACCCGCUACAUUGCUAUCUCCUUCAUCGACCCUUGAAAUCUACACUACGCUAAGCAUAGGAUUUGAUCAGGUUUCAUUUGUUUUUGUUGUGGUUGAUAUGAUCUAUUUUGUUUGUAAUGAUAAAGUGCCUUAUGUUGUACUUUAUACGUUUUACUGAUGCCAGUUACUGUACAAAUACAUACAUAAAUAGUUUAAAAAGACAAGAAAGGAAUUGUGGGUAAUGUCAUGCCCGAGUCAGGCGAUCCCCUUCAUAUGAAACUCUCUGUCAAACAGAGUGUGGUGCCUUAAAAGGGACGUGAUGACUUGUAAUGACUGGCGGUCAGCGGUUUAGGUAAAGCUUCAUUCUUCAUCUUCAAAUCACCCAUACGCUAAUAAUCAUUAUUUAUUAGUCAGCAAUCCAACCCAUACUCUUAAGGAAAAAUCUAUGUGUUAAGGAUUAAUGCCAAUGGGAAUUCCUGGCUUUUCUUAGCUGUUUUAAUUCAAUUACCUGUUUGUAUGUUUCACAUGAAUUUUUCUUGUUUUGAAACCAUUUUCCAUGUUCUGUCUACACCUUUUUGUAAACGUUGGGUUGCAGUUUGUUACCUGAUGUUAAUACAUGCCCAAAGAAAGAUAUUUGAAUUUUGGUAACUUUGCACACCAGAUAAUAAAAUAUAUGACUUCGUAAUUUAAUAUGAAUUCUGGAAAUCUAGUUCGAUAUUGUCAAAAAAUAUUUUACUUGACAUGAUUUUUUUUGAAUCGCAGGACAGUAAGCCGUUAAUGGCGUUUCGUUCCUAAACUGAAACAUUUUAGAGAUGUUUACGUUCUCUGAAAGUUGUUUGUGAAUGAACUUUGAACCUCAAAGUUCAAAGUGCUUAACUUAUUGAUGGAAAUGGAAUAAAAUCUGU
This is a messenger RNA of Salvelinus sp. IW2-2015, 2009 nucleotides long. The record is from RefSeq and is a predicted model, not a curated record. NCBI's taxonomy places the organism in Eukaryota, Metazoa, Chordata, Actinopteri, Salmoniformes, Salmonidae.